This is a messenger RNA of Fragaria vesca subsp. vesca, 980 nucleotides long. RefSeq lists its product as uncharacterized. The coding region runs from base 202 to 804 and encodes 200 amino acids. The record is from RefSeq and is a predicted model, not a curated record. Gene Ontology annotation, molecular function: protein binding. Lineage: Eukaryota; Viridiplantae; Streptophyta; Magnoliopsida; Rosales; Rosaceae. The transcript has 6 exons.
GUUCUUCACCAUUUUGCUUUUCAUUUCACCAUUUUGCUUCAGCCUUCUAUACAUCAUCUUCUGUUCUCAGACCUUAAAACUUGCUCUCUUAUCUUGGUUUCCUUUGCCCAAAUACAAAUUCCUAACAAACCCAUCAUCAAUUCCUCUUCUUCUGCCCAAAUUAUCAAAAGGGUCGUCUAAUUCGAUUAGUGAAUUUGCAGUAUGCGCGCGUUAGCAACCAAGCUCAGCACAUGUGCAAAGCAUUACUGUACAAGAAACCCUAUACGACAUGGGCAGCCUCGCAAUUUCUCAUCUUUCAACGCAAGAGAUGAGCUUUCACUUGAACAAGAAGCCGAUAGGAAAAUCGGGUGGUUGUUAAAGUUGUUGUUUGCUGGGACUGCCACUGCUGUGGCUUACAACAUCAUGCCAUACAUGGGGGAAAAUCUGUUGCAACAGUCGUUGUCGCUUUUGCAAGUGAAGGAUCCUUUGUUUAAGAGGAUGGGAGCUUCUAGAUUAGCUCAGUUUGCGGUUGAUGAUGAAAGGAGGAUGAAAAUAGUGGAGAUGGGUGGAGCUCAGGAACUUAUAAAUAUGUUGGGGAAUGCUAAAGAUGACAAAACAAGGAAGGAAGCUUUGAAAGCUCUUUCAGCUAUUUCACAAUCAGAUCAAGCUCUUGGAGCUUUACACCAAGCAGGGGCAAUCUCAAUCAUCCGAGCUGCCCCUGAUUCCUUGGACCAUGCUGAGAUCAAGAGAUACAAGUUGGGGUUACUCCAGAGAUUUGAAGAUAUGAGAUAUGAUAUUCCUCCUCAAGAUGUAUCAACUUCCUAGUAUCCUGGUGCUGCAAUUCAAAUCUGAUGAAAUGUCAUUUCUGUAUGCGCAUGCCCUUUUGUAAGGAUAGAUUUAUAAGCCUUGUAGUUUUAUUUGUUUAGUUCUUUAAAUGUAAUAAAUAGUGUCUGAGAUCAGACAAUUGGCUUCAAUUUUCUUAUGAUUCAUGAUCAGUGGAG